AUGAAAAAUAUUGGAUUAACCUUCAAACUCGUUUAGCAGUUUUCUAGAUCUGGUACAAUUGUUAAAACCAUGUAGAAAAUAUCAGAUAAAUUCAAAGUGAAACAAACUGUUGCUGAUAAAUAAAAGUUAUAAAGUUUCCUUACUGAGCAAACAAGGGAUGGUAGCAUUAAAGAAACUAUUGAUGUUACAGCUAAAUAUGAUGCUGAGUUUAAAACUUUUAUAAAGGAUUAUCAAGCCAAGCAUAAGUAAUAUCCUCAUAUUUUAGAUCUUUCUCAUUACUCUCGUGAGAACUCAACCUUGAGCAAAUCUAACUAACUUAGAUAAGAAGAAAUCGAUAUGAUAGAAGAAUUUAGAAACAGAAAAAUAAAAAAAAUCAAUGAACCCAUCGAUUUGAUUGAUUACUCUAAAGAUCCUGAAAUUAACGAAGCAGAUGAAGAAGCUGGUGAAGAAGAUUUUACCCUCCACUAAGAUCCUUAUAUCUAAGAAGAUAGAAAUCAUGGCUAUAAAGCUAAAGAAAUGAGAAUGGGUUUAAAUGAUGAUUUUAUGAUCGUUUUAUUAGAUAGAGAUGUAACAACAUAAGUUACUACCCUUAACAGAGUUAAUCACUUUAGAUAUCUCAUUUUUAUGGGUAAUGCCAAUGGUUUAGUUGGUUACGGAAAAGGUAAAGGUAGUGAUUUUGAAGAAGCUCUUGAUAACGCUAUCCUCCAUUGUAAACGUAAUUUAAUUGCUGUUCCUCUCGAUAUCUUCCAUACAGUCCCUGAACCAUUAGAAGGUCAUUUCAAUGGUUUCUAAAUUAAAAUACAUCCCUCUAGAACUUUUAAUCCUUGGGGUGCUCCCGUUCUUGCUUCUAUGCUUUUGCUCACUGGUUUGAGACACUGCAGAUUCAAAACUAUCAGUAAAAAGGUUAACUCUUAUGCUUUGUGCAUGGCAUACUUUAGAAUGAUUACUAAAAACAGAACUCCUAAAGAUAUUUGUGAAUAAACUGGCAAGAAGAUUUACAGAGAAAAUUGGGGAGCUCCUUAUUUCCUUAAUCAUGUUUCUCAAAACUUCCUUUGA
Molecule: messenger RNA, 1056 nt
Organism: Tetrahymena thermophila SB210
Lineage: Eukaryota; Ciliophora; Oligohymenophorea; Hymenostomatida; Tetrahymenidae
Product: 30S ribosomal protein S5
Exons: 4
Biological process (GO): translation
Cellular component (GO): ribosome
Molecular function (GO): structural constituent of ribosome; RNA binding
Source: RefSeq, a predicted model, not a curated record